AUGGAGAAAUACGAUGCUAAAAAAGAUGCAACAAAGAGCGGUGGUAGUGCCGAAACUAUAGAGAGCCGGGUUGAGCAAAAAAGACCACGGAUUGAACUUGAUAUGAGAGAUAUAGUUGCUGAUCCAGGACAAAGGAAGCUAAUUGAUGAUUUUCAUCAUGACAUUAGGGAUGAGGCAAGGAGAGCAUAUCUACAAAUAGGUCCAUAUAGGCCAGCUGGUCAUAAGUUUCCAAAAACGAAAAAAGAUGGUAAAGGCCAAUCAAGAGGAUUUAUUGGAUCAUGGUUUGAUCAAUUUGAUUGGUUAGAGUACAGUGUAGCCAAGGAUGCAGCUUAUUGCUUUUAUUGCUAUCUCUUUAAGCCACAACAAGCUGGGUUUCAUUCUAAUGAUACAUUUACCAAAGUUGGGUUUAGAAAUUGGAAGAAUGCAAAAAAUUGUUUCAAGGAGCAUGCUCAAUCAAUUGAUGGCUUUCAUAAUAAUGCAAGAAAGCGUGCACUUGAUUUCAAAAAUCAGAGGCAAAGUGUUGAACAUGUGUGGACUGUUACAAGUGCAGCAGAAGAGGAGGCAUAUAAAGCUCGUUUAAGUAUCAUGUUAGGCAUUGCUAGAUUUCUCCUUUUGCAAGCUCUAGCCUUUCGUGGACAUGAUGAGUCUAAAACAUCAAGAAAUAAAGGGAACUUUAUGGAGAUGCUCGAAUGGUACAGAAAGAAGGAUCCUAAGGCUGCACUUGUGACUGGUGAAAAUGCUCCAGGGAAUAAUCAAAUGAGUAGUCCAAUGAUUCAGAAAGAUUUGGCUAGGGCUUGUGCAGAGGAGACAAGUGAGCUAAUUAAAAGUGAAAUAGGAGAUCGUUGUUUUGCGGUUCUUGUCGACGAGGCUCGUGAUGCAUCUGUUAAGGAACAAAUGGCUGUGGUUGUGAGGUUUGUCAAUGAUAAAGGAAGUGUGAUUGAGAGGUUUCUUGGCAUUGAACAUGUUUCUGACACCACAUCAACUUCACUAAAAGAAGCAUUGGACACUAUGCUUAGAAGAUAUGGUCUAUCUAUUUCCAAGAUUAGAGGGCAAGAAUAUGAUGGAGCUUCAAAUAUGAGAGGACAAUUUCAUGGGUUACAAAGACUGGUAUUGAACGAAAACCCAUAUGCCUUUUACAUCCAUUGUUUUGCUCAUCAAUUGCAGCUUGUGGUAGUUUCUGUAGCCAAGUGUUGUGGCUCAACUUUUGAUUUCUUCAAUUAUGUCACUUCAAUCGUCAAUGUUGUUAGUGCUUCUUGCAAGAGGAAAGAUCAACUCCUUCAAAGUCAUCAUGAUAAGCUUGUUGAGCAGUUAGAUAGUAGUGCUAUUUUUUCUGGGAGAGGGAAAAACCAAGAAACUAGUCUUGCUAGGCCUGGUGAUACACGGUGGGGUACACAUCACAAAACAUUGGCACGUCUUAUGAUCAUGUGGUCCUCUGUACUGGAGGUGUUGGAAAAUAUUAGUGAAGAUGGAACUGAUGGGGAAAAAAAACUACAGUCUCUGGAUUGA
This is a messenger RNA of Setaria italica (foxtail millet), 1506 nucleotides long. Its product is annotated as zinc finger MYM-type protein 1-like. The transcript is spliced from 2 exons. The record is from RefSeq and is a predicted model, not a curated record. NCBI's taxonomy places the organism in Eukaryota, Viridiplantae, Streptophyta, Magnoliopsida, Poales, Poaceae. Bases 1 to 1506 code for a protein of 501 amino acids.